Molecule: messenger RNA, 1479 nt
Organism: Aspergillus calidoustus
Lineage: Eukaryota; Fungi; Ascomycota; Eurotiomycetes; Eurotiales; Aspergillaceae
Source: the annotation of a GenBank genome assembly
AUGUUCAACAUGAGGGGUCGUACUUUGCAGCUGGCCAUCACAAUCAGCUCGGGCAGCGCCUAUUUGCUGUUUGGCUACGAUCAGGGUGUGCUGGGAGGCCUGGUUUCGGAACCCAGCUGGCUGUCUGCAAUGGGCAAUCCGAGUGCAACUUAUGUGGGAAUCAUCGUUGCGCUCUUCAACAUCGGUUGUCUCGCCGGGUGCGCGGUUGCCGCUCUCUGGGGAAACCGUCUUGGACGGAAGAGGACUAUCGUCUGGGGAUGUCUCACGAUGAUUGUUGGGGGCAUUAUCCAGGCCAGUUCAUUCGGUGCUCCGCAGCUCAUCGCAGGGCGAAUUGUCUCUGGCAUAGGAAACGGAAUGAAUACCUCGACAGUGCCCGUUUAUGUGUCCGAGACCUCUCGCAGCACGGUGCGCGGUAGAUCGCUUGCCAUUCAGAUGUCCAUUGUGAUUUUUGGCACUGUGGUUGCAUACUGGCUGGACUACGGCAUGAUUCGGAAUCAUACGGGCGAUGUCGUGUGGCGCUUCCCCCUCGCUUUCCAGGACGUCUUUGCCAUCAUCACCGUGGCCACCAUGCCCUUGCUCCCAGAGUCUCCCAGAUGGCUCUAUUCUAAGGGCCAAAAGGCAGAGGCGGUUCGGGCCCUCUCCGCCCUCAUGGACCUUCCUGAUAACGAUCGCGAAAUCACAACCAUCGUCGCCGAGAUGGAACAGGCGGUUUCCCUCGAGCAGCGCGACUCGAGGCUCAGCUUCCGAAGUCUCUUCCUCGACAAGACGGACAUGAAGAAUGGACGGCGGUUGGUGCUCUGCUUCAUGCUGCAGCUGUUCCAGCAAUUCACGGGUAUCAAUGUUAUUGCGUUUUACGUCACCAUCGUGCUUGAAACCAACGUGGGCUUGAGCCGGCAGACGAGCAGCCUCGUUGCCGGAUUUAUUCAGAUAGCAUUCUGGGCGGGCACGUUCCCUCCCAUCGUCCUCAUGGAUCGUUUGGGUCGGCGCAAGGUGCUCAUGUACGGAUCAGCCAUGCUAUGUCUUGCAAUGGUUCUGUUCACAGUUGGUGUGGCACUCGACACGUCAGCCUCAUCCAAACUCGCCCUGGGGAUGCUCAUCAUCUAUGAGUUCUCGUUUGGAAUGUCGUGGAACUGCGUCCCAUGGCUGUAUGCUCCGGAGAUUACGCCGCUGAACCUUCGCCAUCUUGGAGCCGCUGUGGGUUGUUUCUCUGAGUGGCUUUGGACCUUCGUGAUUGCCAUCAUGACGCCAACUGCCAUUGAGAACACCGGCUGGAAAAUAUACUUGUUAUUCUGCAUCUUUCUCGCUUUGAGUAUCCCAUUUGUCUACUUCUUCUUGCCCGAGACAAACGGCAAGACUCUAGAGGAGAUCGACUAUAUCUUCGUCAAGGACAGGCCAUCGCUUCCGUCCACCUCCAGAUCGUCCGACAUUGACAUGCCCGUCAAACAGAUGGGGCAGAGCAACCAGGUCGAGACUGUUUAA